Dibothriocephalus latus is the source of this 438-nucleotide messenger RNA. The record is from the annotation of a GenBank genome assembly. NCBI's taxonomy places the organism in Eukaryota, Metazoa, Platyhelminthes, Cestoda, Diphyllobothriidea, Diphyllobothriidae.
CCACCAGGCAAGUCGUUGGGCCUAAAGCGCUCUGACCUGGUAGCCAAACUGGGCGACUGUCUUUUUGCUUCUCGUCUCUUUGCCGGCUCCCUCCUCCUGCCCUUACUUCUUGAGAAGGCAGGCUCUCAGUGGUCAGAGGGCCGUUCUGACGCUCUAAAUCUCCUAGCGGACAGCCUCAAUGGCUUUCAGGGCGCUGCCGAGGUCUACUCGGACUUUUCUCUCAAGCCGCCGUCUACUACGGUCGCCAGUCCGCUGCCAUUUGCGCAUGUUUCCUCCUACCUCUUUGCCUUCUGCAAUCUCAUCCGCGAACUGACCGUCCAAUUGGACCCCUCCGAGCGUGGGUGCGACGCAACUCGUUUACUAGCAAUUGUUCACGGCCUCACAUGUGCCUACGUGUCACAGGUAACCAUACUGCCUAUCCUUGUGUUACCAAAUUAA